AUGCACCCCGGCGUCGCCACGGCCUUCUUCGUGGACUGUUGGCUCAGCGCCGAGGUUAUCUCUCUUGUCAUACCCCGCGCGUCGCAAAGUGCCGAUGUCGACGUGAUGCUCCUCGCGUUCAUGUAUCUCUCUCGGACCGUCUGGUUUGCCUACGCUACCGUGUGCUUGACCGCGAGUUAUCUCAAGCGACAUCACAAGGAGCACCUGUUUUACGAAGUAGACCCGACCAUUAUCGCGGUGGUGACGACUUUCUAUGGUCCUGCCGUAACGUGGGCCAUGGGCAACGUCGGACCUCUUCUUGGCGCGUACCACUACCUCUUUGAGUUUACCCUUUCGGCGUCGAGAAGAGAGUACGUCGUUGAAGGCUCUGUCCCGUCCAUGCUCUAUUCAGUCAGUAUUGGGUUCAUUCCGCUCGUCUAUGGCUUUGUGGGCGCGUUGUGUCGCCGCCACCGUACACGUCAGUUGCUCGUUCAUCUUCUUCGACCUCUUCACUCCUACUGCUGA
Saprolegnia diclina VS20 is the source of this 504-nucleotide messenger RNA. RefSeq lists its product as hypothetical. Lineage: Eukaryota; Oomycota; Saprolegniomycetes; Saprolegniales; Saprolegniaceae. The record is from RefSeq and is a predicted model, not a curated record. The coding region runs from base 1 to 504 and encodes 167 amino acids. The transcript is spliced from 2 exons.